Molecule: messenger RNA, 1339 nt
Organism: Syngnathus typhle (broad-nosed pipefish)
Lineage: Eukaryota; Metazoa; Chordata; Actinopteri; Syngnathiformes; Syngnathidae
Product: acyl-CoA dehydrogenase family member 11-like
Exons: 8
Coding region: 177-887 (236 amino acids)
Cellular component (GO): mitochondrion
Molecular function (GO): oxidoreductase activity, acting on the CH-CH group of donors
Source: RefSeq, a predicted model, not a curated record
CUUCACUCCGACAUACUACUGAAUUUAUUCAACGUUAUCUCUUAAAAAAAAUUGAUUUGCGUUAACAUGAAGCUUCUUACGCAUAACAUGCUGACUUCUCACGUCAAGGGCGUCACCAACGGAUACCCGCUGCUAAUCAAGGUGCGGGGCAUCCUCGAUGCAAAGUGGCCAUUGUGAUGUGUAGGAGCGCCCCCGAGGAGACCGGCAGCAGGUCGGCGGACCAUUCAUCGUCUUCCCAACAUGCCAGACACACUAUGAUCCUGGUGCCAAUGGACACGCCGGGCGUGAAGUUGAUCAGGCCUCUCACAGUGUUUGGACAAGAGGACGCGAUCCACGGGGGCCAUUUUGAAGUGCACUUUGAGAACGUGCGCGUAGCCGCCGCCAGCAUUAUAUUCGGCGAGGGUCGAGGCUUUGAAAUCGCUCAGGGACGUCUGGGUCCGGGCCGGCUGCAUCACUGCAUGAGAGCCGUGGGCCUGGCGGAGCGGGCGCUGGAACUGCUGUGCCAACGCGCAGCCUCCAGGCGAGCCUUUGGCAAGAAGCUCUAUCAACACGAAGUGGUCGCUCACUGGAUCGCAGAGUGCCGACUCCUGAUUGAGCAAACGCGCCUCCUCACACUCUGUGCCGCACAUGCGCUCGACACGCUCGGCAGCCGUGCCGCACGCAAGCAGAUUGCGCUGAUCAAAGUGGCAGCGGGCAGAAUGGCGUGCAAAGUGGUGGACUGUGCCAUCCAAGUGUUUGGGGGUGCCGGUGUUUCUGGAGACUUCCCUCUGGCGCAGAUGUAUUCCUACGCAAGAACUCUGCGUGUUGCUGACGGACCAGAUGAGGUGCACUUGUCCACCAUCGCCCGUCUGGAGCUGAGGGAUCAAUUGGCCAAAGCCAAGCUGUGACGUCUUCAUAACGUGACUUCCAACCGCAAGCACAGGAGGUCUUUCACAUUUGGAUUCCGCUGCGGUGACUUAAGACUGCAAGACAGGAAAUAGAACAAAGGGUGCAUUUAUUAAAUAAAAACACACGGCUUUGGUAAUUCCAGCGACACACACAAAAUGCGCCCUGCAACAAUGUGAGGCCAAUUUCCUGUGACCUCUCAAGAUAAACAGUGACCCAUGCGUAUGUUUAGGAGAAAAGGCAAUUUAGCUACGCAGUUGCUAAAUGAUCAUAGUGCCAAGUAGCAAACCAGUGAUUCUGAUGUAUUGGUACAAUAUGACAAGUCGUGUGUGUUAUGAUUCAUAAUCUUAUUUUGUGCUGUUUGCCCAGUGUCGAGACCUGCCCUUGGGCUGUACUUUGUCAAGUUUCUCUCACCUCUGCAUAAAGUUUGUGACUGUAAGUCUACUAAACAAAA